Fraxinus pennsylvanica is the source of this 1593-nucleotide messenger RNA. The record is from the annotation of a GenBank genome assembly. NCBI's taxonomy places the organism in Eukaryota, Viridiplantae, Streptophyta, Magnoliopsida, Lamiales, Oleaceae.
AUGGAUGACUAUUUCAAGCAGCCACUUCUCUCUCCAAGAGAAGAUGACCAGCCAGCGAAUUCAUCAUUCAUUCGCCAGUCAAACCCGUCUUUCGCUUCAUCGUUCGUCGCUGACGGCGAUGACAUUCCUCCGAUCGCCGGUGUUCGGGACUUCUUCAAAGAAUUCAUGAUUGAAUCGAGAAAGUUAUGGUACCUAGCCGGACCGGCCAUCUUCACUUCUAUUUGCCAAUACUCCCUCGGAGCCAUCACACAAACCUUCGCUGGCCAGGUUGGCACCCUCGAACUUGCCGCCGUCUCCAUCGAAAACUCCGUCAUUGCCGGUUUCUCCUUCGGCAUCCUGCUUGGUAUGGGGAGUGCACUUGAGACGCUAUGUGGCCAAGCGUAUGGUGCAGGUCAUUUAGACAUGCUUGGGGUUUACAUGCAAAGAUCAUGGGUUAUACUAUUCGUCACCGCUUUUAUUCUAACGAUUUUCUACAUUUUCGCCGCCCCACUUUUGCAUUUGAUCGGCCAAACGGACGAUAUAUCGGCGGCGGCCGGGAAACUGGCGGUGUGGAUGAUCCCUCAGCUCUAUGCUUAUGCUCUGAAUUUUCCUAUAGCCAAGUUUUUACAAUCACAGAGUAAGAUGAUGGUCAUGGCGUGGAUUUCAGCCGUUGUAUUGGCUCUGCACACUUUGUUAAGUUGGUUGUUUAUGCUUAAAUUGGGUUGGGGCCUGGUAGGCGCCGCCGUGGUUUUGAACGCCUCGUGGUGGUUCUUGGUGGUGGCCCAGCUGGUUUAUAUAUUCAGUGGGACCUGCGGUAGAGCUUGGUCCGGAUUUUCUCUCAAGGCUUUUCAAAAUCUAUGGGGAUUUGUCAAAUUGUCGAUGGCUUCAGCAGUAAUGCUUUGCUUGGAAACAUGGUAUUUUAUGGCUUUAAUCCUCUUUGCCGGUUAUUUGAAAAACGCAGAAGUUGCAGUCGACGCUUUAUCGAUAUGCACAAACUUGUUGGGAUGGGCAAUGAUGGUAGCCAUUGGAUGCAAUGCAGCAAUAAGUGUGAGAGUGUCAAACGAACUUGGGGCUGCUCAUCCAAGAACUGCGAAAUUUUCUGUGGUAGUCGUGGUGAUAUCUUCGUUUGUGAUUGGCCUCGUCAUAUCCCUAAUCCUCAUCAUCUUCCGACAACAGUAUCCUUCUUUAUUUUCGAAUAGUACGAUAGUGAAGAAGGUCGUAUAUGAUCUCACACCUUUGCUUGCAUUCUGUAUCAUCGUCAACAAUAUUCAACCCGCUCUUUCUGGAGUUGCCAUUGGAGCAGGAUGGCAGGCUCUAGUUGCUUAUGUGAAUAUUGCAUGCUACUAUUUGAUUGGUAUUCCUGCAGGUCUCCUAUUGGGCUAUAAACUCAACAUGGGAGUCAAAGGUAUCUGGAUUGGAAUGGUAGGAGGAACAAUUAUACAAACAAUUGUCCUGAUCUUCAUAAUUUACAAAACUAACUGGAAUAAAGAGGCCUCGAUUGCGGCAAAGAGGAUCAAACAAUGGGGCGGAGAGCCAGAUGUGGCUAAUGAUGUAGAGAAACGAACUCGAGAGGAGGAUUCAAGCAAGGAUCCAAUUGCAAAAGCCGAGCUCUAG